AUUAAAUGUGUUUAUUUAUGAGGAUCAAUGCACUCAAGGUCCUGUGCACAUUACCAGGCAAAUAGUUGAUGCUGAAGUUUAGGCACUUGGACUUGACAAAGUUCAUCAGUGCACAAGGGCAAAGAUUACUAGAGCUGUGGACAGCACAGAGUACAGCAGGAAUCAGGAGAACAUGGCGUCCACAGAUGAACUUCUACCAGACCCAAGGUAGUGUAAUAUGUCUUUAUUGUAUGGAUAGAACAAACAUUUUUACAAAACUCUUGAUAAAUGAACAACGUUGGUCUGCUACUUUAAUUGAAACAUUAUACAUAUAUUUUAUCACAAUGUGAUGUAAGACUGAACUUUCUAUAGGGCUGGACUUCCAGUUUUGACUACUGCACAAAACAGAAAUGGAUUGAUGUGAUUAGAGAUAAGUAUUUACCAUAUAGUGAAAAUAAUAGUGAAAUAUAGUGAAAAUUAUUUGACAAAAAUAAACAUAUAAACCACAUAGAAUAAGUCGACUCAGAGAAGAACAACAUGGGAUGCAUAGCCCUUCUCUGGAAAAGUAACAUGCAUUAACGUUUGGACUGAUGUCUUAUAUUCGUCACACCAAUCGUGACCAGUCUGUGAUUAUAUUGUGGGCAGAAUUGGUUGUUGUCUGGCAUCAUAAUCUAUUAUUGCUUGUUUUUACUAUGUUACUCUGUAUUAUCUCUAUUAUGAAGAAUGUGGUCAACUUGUAAACUUGCCCUUGUAUCAGAUAUAAUAUUGGAAAUAUGAAUUUGCUGUAUUAGUCACUAUGGUUCCAAAAGGUGACUUUGUCAGACUGACAGACAUACCCUUCCAGACAUGGUACAGGUCUGUAGAUUUUGUAGAAUUAGUUUAAAUUGUGUUUCCAAAAAGGAUUUAACUUAUUAUUUAUUUAAAUGAGAAUAUUCUAUAAAGUAAUUGUGAAAUAUAUAUAUUUUUUCCUCUAAAAACAAUUUUUUUUUAAUAUAUAAAGAAAGAGCACUUUCUAAAUACCCGACAGUUUAAUGAGAAAUACACACAUAGAAACAUAGAAACAUAGAAACAUAGAAUGUGACGGCAGAUAAGAACCAUUCGGCCCAUCUAGUCUGCCCAAUUUUCUAAAUACUUUCAUUACUCCCUAGUCUUAUCUUAUAGUUAGGAUAGCCUUAUGCCUAUCCCACGCAUGCUUAAACUCCUUUACUGUAUUAACCUCUACCACUUCAGCUGGAAGGCUAUUCCAUGCAUCCACUACCCUCUCAGUAAAGUAAUACUUCCUGAUAUUAUUUUUAAACCUUUGUCCCUCUAAUUUAAGACUAUGUCCUCUUGUUGUGGUAGUUUUUCUUCUUUUAAAUAUAGUCUCCUCCUUUACUGUGUUGAUUCCCUUUAUAUAUUUAAAUGUUUCUAUCAUAUCCCCCCUGUCUCGUCUUUCCUCCAAGCUAUACAUGUUAAGAUCCUUUAACCUUUCCUGGUAAGUUUUUAUCCCGCAAUCCAUGAACUAGUUUAGUAGCCCUUCUCUGAACCCUCUCUAAGGUAUCAAUAUCCUUCUGAAGAUACGGUCUCCAGUACUGUGUACAAUACUCCAAGUGAGGUCUCACCAGGGUUCUGGCAUGAGCAUUUCCCUCUUUCUACUGCUAAUACCUCUCCCUAUACAACCAAGCAUUCUGCUAGCAUUUCCUGCUGCUCUAUUACAUUGUAUGCCUACCUUUAAGUCAUCAGAAAUAAUCACCCCUAAAUCCCUUUACUCAUAUGUUGAGGUUAGGACUCUAUCAAAUAUUCUCCUGGAACAUCAACCCUGUUACAUAUCUUUGUAUCAUCAGCAAAAAGACAUACCUUACCAUCAAGACCUUCUGCAAUAUCACUAAUAAAAAUAUUAAAGAGAAUGGGUCCAAGUACAGAUCCCUGAGGUACCCCACUGGUGACAAGUCCAAGCUUCGAAUAUAUUCCAUUAACUGCAACCCUCUGUUGCCUGUCACUCAGCCACUGCCUCACCCAUUCACCAAUAUUGGAAUCCAAACUUAAAGAUUGCAGUUUAUUGAUAAGCCUUCUAUGUGCAACAGUGUCAAAAGCCUUACUGAAAUCUAGGUAAGCAAUGUCUACUGCACCACCCUGAUCUAUAAUUUUAGUUACCCAAUCAAAAAAAUCAAUAAGAUUAGUUUGGCAUGAUCUCCCUGAAGUAAACCCAUGUUGUCUCUGAUCUUGAAAUCCAUGUGUUUUUAGAUGUUCAUCAAUCCUAUCCUUUAACAUGGUUUCCAUCACUUUCCCCACUACUGAAGUAAGGCUUACUGGCCUAUAGUUGCCCGACUCCUCCCUAUUACCUUUCUUGUAAAUGGGCACAACAUUAGCUAACUUCCAAUCUUCUGGGACUACUCCUGUUAACAAUGAUUGGUUAAAUAAAUCUGUUAAUGGUUUUGCUAGUACACCACUAAGCUCUUUUAAUAGCUUUGGGUGUAUUCCAUCAGGUCCCAUUGACUUAUUUGUCUUUACUUUUGACAGUUGAAAUAGAACCUCUUCCUCUGUAAACUCACGUGUAAUAAAUGACUCAUUUAUCCAUUUUGUCAACUGAGGUCCCUUUCCUUCAUUUUCAUCUGUAAAUACAGAACAGAAAUAUUCAUUGAGGCAGUCAGCUAGACCUUUAUCUAUCUUUACAUAUCUUGAUGAUGUCAUUUCCACUAAUUAUCAUCUGUAAAUUACGUGUGAGGAUAAAUGCUAAUCCUAAUAAAUUGUGCUGCUGUCACAUAUUAAGUCACAGCCAAAGAUAAACCAGGCAGUAAGUUGAGGCAGUAAAUUGAGGCUACCAGCAUGUCUAACAAGGGCCUGUUCUACCUUCCUCCACCAGCUGCGUGAUUCGCGAAUCUCACAGUAGAGGAAAAACUUUGCCACUCUGAUUCCCGUAAAGAAACAAAUCUCAUCCCGCUAAUAUAGUUAUUAUAUCACAUUUAAAUAAUUACUUUAUGCACUGUAGUGUGUUGAGAGGAUGACACAGAAAUGCCACAUUCUCUCUCUAGUCUUCAGUAACCACAAGUCUCAGUCACUAUUUGCAACAGCAUUUGUGUCAUUAAGUGUUUCCAGUAUUGUAUCAGACUUAUAAAAAAAAGAUGAAUUCUGUAACAAAUUAUGCUUAGUUCUUGUCUUUAUGUGCAAAAUAUAUACCCAUUACAACACACUACUUAAAGGACCACUGUAGGCACCCAGACCACUUCAGCUUAAUGAAGUGGUCUGGGUGCCAGGUCCAGCUAGGGUUAACCCUUUUUUUUUUUUUUUAUAAACAUAGCAGUUUAAGAGAAACUGCUAUGUUUAUAAAUAGGUUAAUCCAGCCUCUAGUGGCUGUCUCUUGACAGCCGAUAGAGGCGCUUGCGUACUUCUCGCUGUGAAAAUCACAGUGAGAAGACGCAAGCGUCCAUAGGAAAGCAUUAUGAAUUCUUUCCUAUGAGACUGGCUGAAUGCGCAUGCAGCUCCUGCCGCGCAUGCGCAUUCAGCCGAGGAGGAGAGGAGGUGGAGAGAAGGAGGAGAGCUCCCUCUCCGGUGCUGGAGAAAGGUGAGUGUUUAACCCCUUCCUCUCCCCAGAGCCCGGCACCCUCAGGGCACUAUAGUGCCAGGAAAACGAGUAUGUUUUCCUGGCACUAUAGUGGUCCUUUAAUGCUAUAUCAACAUUUAUCAUGUCAUAAUAGAUAAAAAAUUUGAGAAAUGUGCCACCAUUGGAGGUAAAAUUACCAAAACCUUAGCAUUAUCAACAUGGGUCACCAUUAUGAAUCUGAGAGCUGAGUGUAAAUUUGACAGGUUGAAAAUUCAAAAUUUGCUUUGAAUUUACGUCACACUUUAAUGAAUAACACUUUUGUGUGUGGACUGAACAGAGGAAACAGCAUUGCGAAAAAUUUGUCUCUCGUUUGUACUAAUGUAGUAACUGUUACUAAAUCAGUUGGGUAAUGUCUCUGAACUGCACAACUGACCCAUGUCAUUGAGUGUGCCGUGGGAGGUCUUCUCCAUGUGUGCUGUAUUCAAGGCUUAGAACUCGAUCCAGGCAGGUUGCUUCAGACGCCCAUAUGCAUGUUAUAUUUAUAUCUAUUGCAAUCAGAUAUAAUAAUUUAAAGGGACUCUCCAGACAGCAGUUUUAACUCACCUGGUUGCAGCGCCAGGAGCCCAGUGAAGCCAUGCCCCCUAUUUCAUCAAAAUUAUUAAAUAGGUGGGCGCGAGCAGGAAGCAAUCAGACGCUUCCAUUUUGGAAGCUUCGCCGCACAUGCGCACAUACUUCAUAGGGCGGCAUUCAUGCCGCCCUAUGAAGUCCUGAGCGCAUUACCGCGCAUGCGCGCAGUGUGCGCAGCCGCGAGCUGAGUUGACUGACAACUCAGCUCGCGGUCUUUGCCCGCCCCCUCUCCUCUGCUGACAGGCAGGAGAGAGAAGGCGCACACACAGUGACUUCUCUCUCCUGCACACGUCAGAUGUAUUUUAAUAUGUCUGACGUGUACAUGGCCUUUUUAGGGCCCUACAUGAUAGGACGUCCCUCUGGUGGCCGUCUGAGUGACGGCCACUGGAGGUAUUCCUAUCAAUCAAUGUAAACACUGUAUUUUCUCUGAAAAUACAGUGUUUACAUUAGAUUUCCUGCAGGGAGCUAUAGAUCUCACCUGAACAACUACAUUAAGCUGUAGUUGUUCAGGUGAGAUCUAUAGUGUCCCUUUAAAAAAGUUAUGGAUGUGUAUAUUCACACCUUCAAGUUACAGAAAAAAUUAGAAAAGCAUAAGACCUAACGAGACAGAAAGACACCACGGAGACAUUGAAGAUGUUCUCUUAAUUGUUCUUAGUUUUAUCUGGUUUUAAGACCGUUAGAACCAUUGGCACUUCAAUAGCUGGAUGACAGUUUUAAGGUUAUUUACUAAACUCUGAAUUGUAGUGAAUACGAAUGCAAAUGGCAAAGUUCAGGCUAGAACAGCAACACUGUAAUGGAGUCGAAGAGUGUUUAGAUGUGUUUAUAUAAUAUAUAUUUAGAAAUUAUUAUUUUUUCUUAGUGGGAAAUUAUGCCACCUAGUGGAGUGCAUUCAUUUUCGCAUAACAUUAUCUUAAUACAAAAGCUUCAUAAUUGUUUAGCAAUGAUUCCGAGACCCAAUAAGUCUUGAAUUGAUUGUUUCAUUAAUAGGCAGUAAUCCCCAAUAUAUCGGUUACCUUCCAACCCCACACCAAGACAAUGUGUUUGUGUCAGAUGGGUCAUUUUAAAAUCAGCAAGAUGAACUAUUCUGAUAUUGUAUAAACACUGGGUGGCAUUCUUCAAUGUUUCGGUUUUAAAUUUCUCAUCAUAAUAGUAGUUGUCCUAUGGUUUUAGCUUUCAGACAUAGCCGUAUUGGUUCACCCAACAGUGGACGUUUUCUAUGUUUGCUUGUGUGUGUUAAUUCGGGCAACACAUUGUCUAUUUUUUAUGACAGAUUCACCUGUAGUGUUGAAAGGGCAACAACAGAACGUUUUGAAACAAUGUAAUUAGAAUUUUCAAAUUUGCAUUAAUAAAUGUUAUACUUCUAAUGAACAUGCAUCAGCAGUGAUACUGUAACACUGGAAAGAGACCUAAAUUUAGGAUAUUUAAUGUCCCCACCUACUCCUCUUUAAUCAUCAUAUUCUUCUUACCCCACCUAAUAACUUGUUUCAACCUUUCAACUUGCAGCUCUUUUCAACCUAUUUUGAACAACCUUAAAGGAUCGCUAUAGGAUCAGGAACACAAACAUGUAUUCUUGACCCUAUAGUGUUAAAACCACCAUUUAGCCGCCCCUGGGCCCCUCAUGCCUCCAUAAAUAUAGCAAAAUCUUACUGCAUUCAAGCCUGAAGAUGUAGAUCUGCAUGCUGCGUGCCUUGGAAAAAAGCUGUCUGCUGACAUCAUCAGAAGUGGUGGCCUGAUCCAAUCACAAUGCUACUCCAUAGGAUUGGCUGAGACUGACAAGGACGCAGAUCAAGGGCAGAGCCAGCAUGAUUCAAACACAGACCUGCCCAAUCAGCAUCUCUUCAUAGAGAUGAGUUGAAUCAAUGUAUCUCUAUAAGGAAAGUUCAGUGUCUGCGUGCAGAGGGUGGAGACACUGAAUGUCUGGAUGCAUUUUAGGCAGCCAUGACACAGGAAGAAUCUCUAACAGCCAUCUGUGGAGUGGCCAGUGAAGUAAUCACUAGGCUGUAAUGUAAACACUGCAUUUUCUCUGAAAAGACAGUGUUUACAGCAAAAAGCCUGAAGGUAAUGAAUAGUUGUUCUGGUGAUUAUAGUGUCCCUUUAAUCUAGACCUCGUUAUAGUACACCAAAGUUUUCCAUUGGGUAAAAUAGCCCUGCUUGAUUGUACGUAAGACCUAAAUAAAGUUAAAUGGGAAUCUCUCAGACAUCAUGCAAUCCAUUGCUGACGGAUUCCAGUAAUUGUAUAUCUUAGUAUUAACUUUUAUCUGUGUGGUAAGAGUCACUCUAAUGAGAAGUAUAAUCAGAGCCUAUGUAUAACAUUGGUUUAACCAAUAUUUGUAUAUCAUUAAAAAUAUGAUUUAUGAAUAGUGAGUAUGCAGAAAGGAUAUAGGUCAUAGAAGUAUAGGGAAUGAAAGGAUCUCCCUCACUGGCUUGGUCCAUGGCCAUUGAGGCCCACUGGGCGUUUUUUGCAGAACCCUCCACCUCCCACCUGAAAUUCCAAACCGUCCACUAGUGGGCGGUAGGGACCAGGUUAACUACACCUGAAGACUGACAAGCAAACUGGUGGGAAUGUUUUUAACUAAAGUCCAAAGCAGAUAAUCAAGAAAGAGCUAGUGCUUCACAUGAAAGUGAUAUCUUGACUUUACAUUUUUUUCCCCAGGUUUCCACCAGGUUUUCUUCAGCUCCUGAUCAAAAAUUUCAGCAUUCCAAGGGCCUGUGUAUCCAUAGCUCCAUCUUCCUCAAAGCUUCCAUAUUGUAGGUACAUCAUUUAACUUAACAAAACAACCCAAGGUUAUACUGUAUUCUAUGUGUAUAUACUUGCUUUUGGCUAUAUCUUAAUUUGCGGUGCAGUAUUGUGACCAACAUAUGAGAUAGUGAUACAGUGUAAGGAUAUACAUGGUGAUUAAUUACUGUACCAUUUAACUAACUUUCAUUAUAGAAUGCUGCCGUGCAAAGUACUGCAAGGAAUACUAUAAAUUCAAAGACAAAAAGUUAAUAUAAGAUGGUGUAGAUGAAAUAUAGAAAAAAAACUGGAGGAAAAACAGAAUUAAAUAAACUGUGGUGGUCUUAAUGUAUAUUGAGCAGAAAAUGGUUGUCUCCCGCAAAUCAUAUCAGGUCCUGCUGUUUUUGUUUUAUAGUAAGAGAUAUCAAUGUUUGUAUGGGGAUUGUACUGAGAUAAAAGUUAAAAAAAACACUAACAAAAAUAAUUAAAAAAAAUGCAUUCACAAGUGAAGUCUAUGUGCAUAUUUUUAAUGCAUGUUGACAUGGUUAUUCACAAAACUGAAAAUUGCCAAUAAUUCAAGGUGAAUUUAAGGCCAAAAUAGCUGAACAAAAAAAAAUUCUCCAAGUCAGCUGUUUCCAGUUCAGCUAAUUUGGCAUCUAAUGUGAAAAUCCCUUUGAAUUUACUUUGAAUUUCCAUCAGUUCCUCUUGCUGGUUAUUCAGUAAAAUGAGAAUUGACAACAAUUCAGAGUGAAUUCAAAGUGAAUUUUAAAUUUAAGGCCAAACUAAACAAACUGAAAAAAAAGUCUCAGUCAGCUACAUUGACUUUUAAUUUGAAAUUCACCUUGAAUUCCAGAAAAGAUCUCGCUUUACUGAAUAAUCGUAUAUCAUUGUUUUCUUCUAACAUGACACCAAUAACACCAGGCACAGUCAGAUACCACAAUGAAGCUGCGGCAGUCAUUGGAGAUCAUGUUGCCUGAUACUUGACUAGAAUCAUACUGUACCUUUCACCAUCAUGAAUGCUAAGUGAUGCGUUUUUGUUUUAGUGCUGGACACAUUGCAACUCAGCAUUUUGGGGAUUCUCACAGUCCUCGCCAUAUUAUCAAUUAUUAUUUAUUUGGAAGAUGCUUUCUACUUGAAGAAGAAAGUGCGAUGUCCAGUCAAAAGGCAAACCCUCUUAUGGAACAGUGGGGCUCCCACGGUAAGACAAUGUUUAUCGGGUUACGUUAAAAUUCUGCCAUUUGUCACAGAUGGUGUUUCUUAAAAAAAACUGGUAUUACUGUCACGCAAAGUUUGUGUCAUGUCCCUAAAUAAAAAAAAAAAAAUACUGACACUAGGUGGGAUGACUAUUUUCCAAUCAUCAUGCCCCAGUGAGGGGUCAACACCAAAGUACUGGUGGAAGAAUAUGGAUUGCCACCUACUGAUCCAAAAUUCUUUCCAGUAUGUCCAAUUGAACUUACAUUGUGUUGUGACAUCCUGUCAUGGAUAACACAGGGGAAGCCUUGUUUCUUCUUGCUUCUGCCUCAAGAGUUGGCUAGCCCUCACAUUACGGUGGAAAUAUAAGCUAGCCUCCUGCAACGCUUAAGUAUGAUUUGCCUUCACUACAAGCUGUAGGAUGUAUGCAGAGCAGCACACACCUACAAAGGAGACAUCUUACAGAACUUUGACCAUUUUAGCAGUUCAGCUGGUAACCACAAAGCCAAUGAGCACAUUGGUGCCAAUUUCCCACCAUUUUUCUGGUUGCCUGCAAGAUGUUUUCUUAAGUGUGCUUUACAAUGAUUGCUUCAGCACAUAGCAAGAGAGCUUGUCCUGCUACCCUGCACAUACACUCACAGCCUGCCAUGCUGUCAAUCUCAGUGUGGAAAAAAAAUAGUGCCCUAUUAGAUUCUUCAAGUGCACCUGGAGAGGUAGCCAUACUGCAAGACUCAGCCAGGGCUGAGUGAAUAACCCCAUUGGUGUGUGACAUUGUGAUCUUUGGAAGGUAUUUUUAUUAACUCUUUGCAAAAAAAAGUAUUCUAAAACGUGGUAGUGAUAAUUUUGGUUAUAAUGUUUUCAAAUGCCUUUUAUUGUAGUUGUUUCGCCCUGAUUGGAGAUCCAGCUUCUCUAGUGUCCAUCUAGUGUAUACUCCAAUACAACCAUAAUCUAUGAAACAAAGGAUACUACAUGCAGUACUACACUUUGUCUAAUACUGCGAGGGAUAAUAAAAAUUGCUUUACUGAUGCCUCAGUUUUUGGAGUGAAUUGCCAUUAUAAAGUACCUAUCAAAAUAUUUAACAUUUAGAACUUGCAGUUUUAACUGAGACAUUUCUAAAAUGAGUUCAGAUUCCCACUUUUUUAUCCAACAAAACAAUGAGUCCUUAUGUUGGGUAAAGGGUCUAUUUCAUGGUCGACUGCAAAUAUUUGCUAAUCACCAUAUAACUAAAUGAGUAUUCACACACUACAACAAACACUGAUUCAUUGCAGCAAUACGCAAGUGGAAAUUAACUUUCACAUUACCUUAAAAAUAGUUACAUUGCGGUCUUUUUAAUAUACAUAUCCUAAUUUCUAAAUUUAAUGCCAGAGAUGUAAAAUCAUAAAGUGCAUGUAAAUAUUAUAUCGGCACAGAUAUGCCAGCAAUUUUUUUUAGAAGCUGUGCAAUCUACCAGUUUAUCCAUAAAAUAAGACAGAAUUCAUUUAUUUUAGAAUUCAUGUGUGGUGUACCAUUUCAUGUUAAUAAUCUUUUUAAAUUGUUUGAGGAAAUAUUCCUAUUAUGGUGUAGUAUGAUUCUUUAAAGCAGCACUGUCACUUGUAGGGUCUUUGAUUUUUUUUUUUGCAAAGAUUCCAGAUCAUAUAUCCGUUGUGUGGAGGUGAUGCAGCUGUUUGGUGAUAUAUCUGAUUGUGUGGAGGUCACGGAGCAGUUAGGGUUGUAUACAUUCCUUAAAGGGAUACUAUAAAUACCUGGAAUACAGUAUUCCUGGCACUAGAUCUCCCUCUGUUCGCCUGUCUCUCGUGCCCCCAGUUGUUGCUGAGACGUGGCUCCAACUCCUCCGACGUCCCUUGAUGAGCAAAUGCCAUGCGCGCAUUAGACCUCCCCAGCAUCAGUUACCGGACCAAAGGCCUGUUUUGAUCCAGGAAGUGACUCCAGUGGCUGUCUGGGAGACAUCCACUGAGGGCAGACUUAGAGCUACAAUGUAAACAUUGCAUUCUCUGGAACUGCAAUGUUUUACAUUGCAGCACUAAGUGCAAUAGGGACACUGCACCUAGGUCACUUCAAUGAGCUGAAGUGGUCUGGGUGCGUAUAGUGUCCCUUUAAGUUAUCUCAUCUUAAUACCUUAUUGUUUCCUCAACCAUACUUCUUCGGCCAGAAGUCAUUGUCACUACUGUACUCUUGUGUGUGUAUGAGAGUACAAAACAAGAUAUAUGCCAGAUUCUGUAAGACCACAGUAUUUUCCAUAUAUAUUUCACAUUUGUUGGUUCUAUGCACCAGUGAGACUAACAGCUGAUGGGAAAUGAAAGCAUAAAUUGUGUCUAUCACCAAAUAUUGCCAGUUACAUGACACAAAGUGGUCCAUACUUUGUCUCAUGUAUAUGACACAAAGUAUGAACUACUUUGAUUCUAUAGUUAUGGAACGCUGAAAAUGACAGAACCACCUUAAGACAGUUAGUAAGCAUUGUAAGGUUUCCAUACAUAUGGUCAUGUAUAUUGUUUGCAUGGAAAUGGAACAAGAUAUGCAUAGAAUUAAAAAGGCAGGUGAAUGAUUUUGAUGUGAAAAUUGUUUUUGCAGGUGGUCGCCAUCUUUGCCUGCUUUGGUCUGUGGAUUCCACGCUCUGCCUUGUUUAUAGAUAUUGGUAUUGGCACGUGAGUGACAACAAAACAACACAAUUCAAUAAAAACACUAGACACACAGGAGUUUUAUUCACCAAACACCAAAAUGUUGUAAAUUGAAAACCGAAUUGCAAAAUUUAGGCAAAAAUAUCCAAAUUAUAAUUAUAACUAAGUUUAAGAAUGUUUCCAAAUUCAAAAUUAUUUUCUUAAUUUUUGUAAUUACAAUUUCGUGUUUAGAGGAUAGAAAAGUGAAUCUUUCAUGGUUCUGAUCCGCUCAGACAAGAGACUUAUGCCGGGUUGACUUGAGGUUCUUUAUUUGAGUGUUUAGACAUGGUUAAACAAGAAAAACAAUAUGAGUAACAGGAUUUAUAGUGAAGAGGAAAUAAUAAAGACAAAAGGGAGAUGGUAGAACCUAAAUCGCCUUAGGGCAGACUGUGUUGGGUCCUCGGUCAAUGACCGAGGACUCGACACCAGGAGGGGUCCCGGCGAUUUGCUCUGUUCGCCCCUGGUGCGAGGCCCCUCUAGUCUGUCCCGCAAUGUGCAGAGCUGCAGACCAUGUGUUUUGCGAGAUCUGGCAAAUCAGAGCAUUGCCGCGGGUUACCAUGGCAACUCUCUGACUGGAUCUCGCGAUCUCGCUGAGCUGCAGGUCGGAUAUUAUAGCCACUGGACCACCAGGGAGCUAAAAAAAAUAUAUGUAUUCCAUUACCAGCACGCCCCCCUCCCUCCCAACAUUAUCACUCACUCCAUCAAUACCCCCCUUCACAUCAUCAUCACCUCCCUCAGUCCAUCAAUACCCCCUCCAUCAACACCCUCCUCACACCACCAAUACCCCCUCUCCCUCAAACCAUCAUUACCCCCCACUACAUCAAUAACCCCUUUAUUCCAUCAAUACCCCCACUCCAUCAAUACCGCCCUCACUCCAUCAAUACCCGCACUCCAUCAAUACCUUCCCUCACACAAUUAUUACCCCCCUCCCUCACAUCAUCAUCACCCCUCUCACUCCAUCAAUACCCCCACUCCAUCAAUACCCCCCUCACACCAUUAAUAGCCCCCUCACUCACAUGAUCAUCACCCCUCACUCUAUCAACACCCCCACUCCAUCAAUACCCCCUCACCAUUAAUACCCCCCUCCCCACUCCAUCAAUAACCCUCCUCCCCCACUCCAUCAAUACCCCGCCUUACACCCUCAAUACCCACCCCUCCUUCACACCAUCAUCACCCCCCUCCCUCAGCUCACUGACACACAAGAUCAUUGAAACACACAUGCUCACUACACACAAGAUCACUGACACACACACUCACUACACACACACUCACUACACACACACACACACACACACACCACACACACUCACUACAGACACAGUAUUUAAACCCUACCUGGCACUGGAGGCUGUGGAAAAUUAAGUUUUCUCUGGGAGGCCAUUUUCAGGCCUCUUCCUGCAGCAAGGUCCGCUGCUUGAGUGCAGGAGGCAGAGCUUAUGUGUGGAGGCGGGGCUUCUGAACAGGGGAGGAGCUUUCACGCGGGGGCAGAGCUUCCAUGCAUGCUGGGCCAGGGCAUAAUUGAAAAAAUUAAUUGAAUAAAACAUUAGGGCUUUCUGCCAGCCCCAGAUGCCGCGGCCCACAGGGAAAAUUCCCGGUAUCCCGGUGGGCCAGUCCGGCCCUGUCAGUAAGCAAUUGAGAUGAUCAGCCUCUUUGGUUUGAAAUCAGAACUAUAGGUUUAGAUUUUUAUAAUUAGGGUAUUUCAGGAUACUUACAAACAAUAGGAAAGUCUAUAAUAUCCAGGAAAGUUGUGUUGUUUUAGGUAGGAGAACCGUAGGUUCAAACAAAGCAAUAAAGGUAUCAAAGUCCAGAAUGAAAUGAAGCAGGUUGGUUGGAUUAAAUCAGGAUUGUAGAUCGGGAUGGUUCAAAGUAAGUAAGAGUAGAGCAGGUUUUCUUUAAUAAGAGCCAGGAACAGAAGACUUGUCAGGUUCAAAACAAUAACUUAUCUCAUUGUAAAGGCAACUCAUAUAGUUGGGUGUGGCCUUUUAUAGCAGAUUUGGAUUGUAGGAAAUAAAACAGAAGAAAUGAAACAUGAUUUGAGUUGUCAGGAUAAGAUCCUGACAGAAUCAUACAAGGUUAUUCACAAAAUAGUGAUAAGCAAAUUGGAUAUAUUUGGUUAUGUUUCAGUUUGGCUGUUUUGACAUACGCACCAUGAAUUCACUUUGGAUUCUUAACAAUUCACAUUUUAUUGAAUAACCCUGCAAGUUUCUCUAUGCACUUUUCAUUAGCAAAGAUUAUGCAUGAUAACCUUUCAAUACGUCCCUUAAUAUACCCUUUUUCUUCAUAAAACAGUAAUUAAAAUGUGCUCAUUAUUAGUAAUGUUUGCCAAUUCCUAGGUAUUUUGCAACCUGUUUCUAUUUCACAAUAAUGGUCAUUAUUGAAGGAUAUGGAGGAAAAGAUGCAUUGAUUAAGAGAAUGGAAAAUUCCCCUAUGCACAUCAAUACAGGCCCAUGCUGCUGCUGUUGCCCAUGUCUGCCUCUCAUGAAACUUACCAAGUAAGAAUGCACAGAGAUUGGUUAAUAAACACCAUAAUCACUACAGCAUGAUAAGAUGUCAAACUGUUCUAAAAUGUUUUGACUGUGAACAUUGGGGAGCUAAAUGGGUUAUGGGGCAUUAAAAGAGCUUGAAUAGUUUAGUAUCCAGUGCAUGAACAGCCACACUUCACACAGCUCUCUUACGUUCAUGCACCAAAGGACAAACAGUUAUAAGUAAAAUAGUUGAUCUUAAAGGACCACUCGAGGCACCCAGACCACUUCAGCUUAAUGAAGUGGUCUGGGUGCCAGGUCCAGCUAGGCUUAACCCAUUCUUUUAUAAACAUAGCAGUUUCAGAGAAACUGCUAUGUUUAUGAAUGGGUUAAGCCUUCCCCCAAAGCCUCUAGUGGCUGUCUCAUUGACAGCCACUAGAGGCGCUUGCGUGCUUCUCACUGUGAUUUUCACAGUGAGAGCACGCAAGCGUCCAUAGGAAAGCAUUGUAAAUGCUUUCCUAUGCGACCGGCUGAAUGUGCGCGCAGCUCUUGCCGCGCGUGCGCAUUCAGCCGACGGGGAGGAAUGGAGGAGGAUCGGAGGAGGAGAGCUCCCAGCCCAUCGCUGGAAAAAAGUAAGUUUUAACCCCUUUCCCCCUUCCAGAGCCGGGCGGGAGGGGGACCCUGAGGGUGGGGGCACCCUCAGGGCACUAUAGUAUGUUUUCCUGGCACUAUAGUGAUCCUUUAAGCGCAUUUAAAAGUGCAUAUUUCAAGUUUUUAGAUUUACAUGCACAUACAUUAUCAUUAUCAAAUAAAUAGGUGACAUACAAUAAGUAUGUCCUGUACAAUUUAAAAACAAGUAUAACAGGAAGUAUCAAACACACAAAGCAUCUGCUAUCUACCCCUGCAACUGCUCUCAUAUUUCAUUACUUAAAUUAUAAUUACUGGUCAUUAGUAAGACAUCUGUUUAAUAAGUCCUUUCAAUAUUCACUGUCAAGACGAACGUAUUUAAAUUUGAUACAUUGGAUGAUUUUUUUGCAAUUCUGUAAACAUUCACUAUUUGCUUUGCAGGAAGAAGUUGAAUCUUUUAAUUUUGGGCGCAUUCCAGAUGGCAUUUCUGAAACCAGUCUUCAAUAUCAUUGGUUUAAUCCUCUCAGCGGAUGGAGCUUUCAAUUCAGAUGAUGUGAGAUUGCUUGGAUUUUUGCUACUUCUGUAAAAUACUGUGAAUGGGGUGAAU
Molecule: messenger RNA, 14383 nt
Organism: Pelobates cultripes (western spadefoot toad)
Lineage: Eukaryota; Metazoa; Chordata; Amphibia; Anura; Pelobatidae
Source: the annotation of a GenBank genome assembly